Molecule: messenger RNA, 1440 nt
Organism: Lathyrus sativus (Indian pea)
Lineage: Eukaryota; Viridiplantae; Streptophyta; Magnoliopsida; Fabales; Fabaceae
Source: the annotation of a GenBank genome assembly
AUGCGGUACCCAAAAAACAUGAACGAAGAAGGAACCAAAGGCAAAAAACCUAAACACACUUUUCUCUCUCGUUUCCAAACACUGUUUUCAACCAUGACCCGAAAACCCGUUUUCAAACGAACCCUAGCAAUUUUCUUCGUUAUCGUAGCUCUCUACGCUAUCGCUAACACCUUUUUCCAAUCCUAUGAUCCUUCCGCCUUUGAUUCCGCUACCUUUCCGUUCAACACCGCCACGGCCUCGUCUAUCCUUCUCGCCGCUGGUAAAUCUACGUUUCCUGCUGUUAAGGUUUACCUCUACGAUCUUCCUCGGAGGUUCACCUAUGGAGUGAUCCACCAUCAUUCACUCGCGCGUGGCUCACGCGUUGAUGAGAACGAUUUAUCUUCUCUGAAGUAUCCAGGUCACCAGCACAUGGCGGAGUGGUACUUGUUUUCGGAUCUCUCUCGACCCGAUUUGGAGCGUGCGGGUUCGCCUGUUGUUCGGGUUUUAGAUCCGGAGGAAGCGGAUUUGUUCUUCGUGCCGUUUUUCUCGUCGUUGAGCUUGAUUGUGAACCCGGUACGGCCUCCCGGUUCCGGUCCGGAGAAAACUGCUUACGUAGAUGAGGAGAAUCAGGAAGCAUUGGUUGAGUGGCUAAAGAGGCAGGAGUAUUGGCAGAGAAGUAAAGGAAGGGAUCACGUGAUUGUGGCUUCUGAUCCGAAUGCGAUGUAUCGGGUAAUUGAUCAGGUUAAGAACUGCGUGCUGCUCGUUUCGGAUUUUGGACGGCUGCGACUGGACCAGGGAUCUCUGGUGAAGGAUGUGAUUGUGCCGUACUCGCAUCGGAUUAAAACGUAUACAGGUGACAUUGGUAUUGACAAACGCAACACCUUGUUGUUUUUCAUGGGAAAUCGAUAUCGCAAAGAGGGAGGGAAGAUCCGAGACACACUCUUUCAAAUUCUAGAAACAGAAAAAGAUGUUAUAAUAAAGCAUGGAGCACAAUCCAGAGAGAGCCGGCGGGCAGCUUCACAAGGAAUGCAUACAUCAAAGUUUUGCUUACAUCCUGCGGGGGAUACUCCAUCAGCUUGCCGAUUAUUUGACGCAAUUGUUAGCUUGUGCGUUCCAGUGAUUAUCAGUGAUAGUAUUGAGUUGCCUUUUGAAGACACUAUAGACUAUAGGAAGAUUGCUGUAUUUGUGGAAACUGCUCCUGCAAUACAGCCAGGAUACUUGGUGUCAAUUUUGAGAGGCAUAACCCCGGAUAGAAUUUUGGAGUAUCAGAAAGAACUAAAAGAGGUGAAGCGAUACUUUGAAUACGACGAACCAGAUGGGACAGUGAAUGAGAUUUGGCGCCAAGUUUCGAAAAAACUACCCUUGAUCAAAUUGAUGAUUAACCGUGAGAAAAGGCUGUUUACAAAGGAACCUGAUUGCUCCUGCAUAUGUACAAACCAGACUGCCAUUAAAACCUUAUAG